Fusarium redolens is the source of this 1818-nucleotide messenger RNA. RefSeq lists its product as uncharacterized. Lineage: Eukaryota; Fungi; Ascomycota; Sordariomycetes; Hypocreales; Nectriaceae. The record is from RefSeq and is a predicted model, not a curated record. The transcript has 4 exons. Bases 1 to 1818 code for a protein of 605 amino acids. Gene Ontology annotation, molecular function: oxidoreductase activity, acting on CH-OH group of donors; flavin adenine dinucleotide binding.
AUGACCCUCAACCCCUCUCUUCGCACUGUUGACCAGUUCACGCAGCUCGUCUUUGACUUUAUCGUCAUAGGCGGCGGCACAGCUGGACUAGCGGUGGCAGCGCGUCUCGCUGAAUCCGACCCCUCGUACACAGUCGGCGUCAUCGAAGCAGGCGGUCUUGUCGAAAAUGAUCCUGAUGUUGACAUCCCGGGCCACUAUGGUAGGAAUCUUGGAGGACGGUCUCGGGGGAGGAGCCUUCCGUGGCCGAGGGGGAAGUGUGUCGGUGGCACAAGCGCCUUGAACUACAUGGCGUGGAACCGCGCUAGCAGGGAUGAUUAUGAUGCUUGGGAAGCUUUGGGGAAUCAAGGUUGGAGCUGGGAUUCUCUGCUGCCUUUCUUCAAACGUUCCGAGACAUUUCAUCCUCCUAGCGAGGAACUUCAGCGAGAGUUUGAGAUUUCUCACGACGCGGAUACGUUUGGUGACUCAGGCCCCAUUCACAUAUCAUACCCAACUUCGUAUUCACCAUCGCACGCGUUAUGGCACAAGACGCUUAAUGCGCUCGGUGUACAGACUAACCCCUCUCACGUUGGGGGCUCAAACGUCGGCGUUUGGACAUGCGUGAACGCCGUUGAGCCGAGCGCCGCGCGAAGAUCCUACUCGAUCGAUUACGCCACUGGAUCGCGUAACCUGCACAUUCUCACCAACGCCACGGUGAACGAGAUUCUCAUUAGCGAGAGCCUUGUAGCCACUGGUGUGCGAUUCACGCAUCGUGGCGUUGAGUAUGAUGUUUCAGCUAGACGCGAGGUUAUCCUCUCAGCGGGGAGUGUUAAGUCGCCGCAGAUCCUGGAACUUUCGGGGAUAGGAAGUCCCGAGGUUUUGGAGAGGGCUGGUGUGAGCGUCAGGGUUGAUAGUCCGCAGGUGGGGGAGAAUCUGCAGGAGCAUAUUAUGCUUGCGACGAUCUUUGAGGUUGAUCCAUCGCUCGCUAAUCGUGACGAUCUUGUGAGAGAUGAGAAGCUUGCUGCUGCUGCGAAAGAGGAGUAUACUACAAAAGCAGAUGGUCCUUUGACGGUGCUUCCUGUAUCUCUUUGCUACGUCCCCUUUGCGCAUUUUGUUCCAAAGGAUACUCUUACUGGUCUUUAUGAAGAUGCAGACAAGGUUUCCGUGUUUGACUCGGACAAGCAAGAUAUUCUUCGUGAACGAUUGGAUGGAAACUCCAAACUGGGUCAGAUUGAGUAUAUCUUUGAUCUUGGGAAUUGGAACCCCAACUUCAAAGGUGAAGAGGGUAAGAAGUAUGGCACUAUGCUGCAGAUCUUGCAGUAUCCCUUCAGUGUCGGAUCAAUUCACAUUCGGCCAAGCGAGCACGCUACAGCUGAGGAUUCACCCGCCAUCGACCCGAAAUACUACGAAGGAUCCCAUGGAAACCUCGACAUGGAGGCUAUGAAGCAAUGUCUUCAAUUCGUCGAUAAAAUCGUACACACAGCUCCUCUCUCAAACAUAAUCCGCUCCUCAGCAUCCCCUUCCGCCGCCGUCAUCAAAGACGACAAACGUCUUGGGGAAUGGAUUACUCAAAACACUAUUACUGACUGGCACCCUGUCGGAACUUGUGCAAUGGGCGGUCGUGCUGGCAUCGAAGGUGGAGUCGUUGAUGAAAGACUUCGAGUUUAUGGUGUUCAUGGUUUGAGGGUUGUUGACGCGAGUGUUAUGCCGCUACAGAUCAGUGCGCAUAUCCAAGCUACUGUUUAUGCUAUUGCUGAGAAGGCGGCGCAUAUGAUUGUUGAGGAUGCGAGGAGUGCGGAUAGGGAGGGGAGAGCGUUGGUGACGAAGCAGGCUAGACUUUAG